AUGGUCGCCAAAUCAACACUUACCGGUUUGACCGGGACAACAGGAUGGACCGGAACUACAGGAAUGACUGGAACGACGGGAUGGACUGGAACAAGCCAUACCAGAACUUCGAUGACCUACGACGGUCCUCCUCCUUCUACACAUGUGCGAACGUACAACUGGCCGCCUCUACAGCUGAACUUUUGGAUCUUCGUGAUCCUCCUAGCAUCGACAAGUAUUAUUGGAGUUUUUGCGACAUUUAUCCAGAUCCAGAGUCAACUGGAACUCGGCAUUCCUUGGUACUUCCCCUACUUUAUCACCGUCGGCUCCCUCUCGAUCCUCUUCAUCCUCGGCAUUUUCUGGCUCAUUAGCCAACGACGAUUACUCCCCGCCAUAGUCAUGGUUGGUGGCUUCAUGUUCUUUGUACUGUGGCUUGUUGGACUUGUUGUGGUUGCGAUACAACUGUUUGGACCUGAUGGGUCUAUCCAGAGUGUUUGCGAUGUACAAGUUUUUGGACAAAAUCCCAAGGGCACGAGCGAAGCUACUAUGGCGUGGCUCCAGCAGCGAAGUAUCUGUCAAUCUUGGCAGCUUGUUUUUGCCAUGGCUCUAACGGGAACCGUCUUCUUCAUCUGGGUUAUGAUCAUGGCCUACCAGGUGUUUGUCAACUCAUAA
This is a messenger RNA of Fusarium venenatum, 651 nucleotides long. RefSeq lists its product as uncharacterized. NCBI's taxonomy places the organism in Eukaryota, Fungi, Ascomycota, Sordariomycetes, Hypocreales, Nectriaceae. The record is from RefSeq and is a predicted model, not a curated record.